Molecule: messenger RNA, 4753 nt
Organism: Odocoileus virginianus texanus
Lineage: Eukaryota; Metazoa; Chordata; Mammalia; Artiodactyla; Cervidae
Source: RefSeq, a predicted model, not a curated record
GUGUGAGGGCCUGGACUGCACCAUCCCGGUGGGGAGCCACUGAAGGCUUUGGCUGUGCUCUUCGCAUCGGCUCCCAGGCGGAGAGUUUCCGCUGCCCUAUCAGGAGCCUUGAGGCCAGCCCCAUGUCGUCCGCUCACCCCUCAGUGAGGAGAGGGCCUUGAGCAGUGGCCUCCUCCCACCAAAUAGUGUGGAAGCCUUCCAGGAGGCUCCCUGGGCCCCCGUUAAAAUGUCAGAAAACUGGGCGGUGCCUUUAUUUAUAAGGUCAGUGUUUAUGCAAAGGCCCUUUUCUUGCAACACGAAGAUAAUGAUAAUGGCAGUCGGAUGCUCUUGGAGAAGGUUAAGUAGGAUUUUAGGGAAUACUGAGCUGGGCCAUAAAGUGAAGACACUUGUUAGCGGUUGGGGCCCUAUGUCAGCGACUGGUCACCAGAGGAAGACCCAGGGGAAGCGAAGAAACGUGGCCCCGCACCCAGGGGCGCCUGGCACUCAGAGGCAGGGCUGAGCCAGCCCAAGUUGCCAGGCCCGUGUGGUCCCCACAGCCUCAGGGCAGAACCACCUAUCUCUUGAGCAAGAGACCCGCCCACAUCCAGUUGUUUCUCUGCCAGUCCAGCUCCUCCCCAUCCUUUGAGAUCAGUCUUCCUUCUUCAGGUCAGAGGUCAUUGGUCCAGCAGCCUUCCAGACAACCCUAGGAUCCUGGAUGUUCUGUUCUCGACAGUUUUUCCAACCUGUUUUCAAACUGUCUUGUCACUGUUUUCUGAGGUGUCCACCCAUGUCCUAGUUCUCAGCAACUGUCUAAAUGAAUCCUCACUGGUUCCUAUGAGUCACUUUUUAACUUUGCAGAUAGUCACCAGACAUUUGGUUAGGAAUGAUUUUCAGAGUGUUGUAAGGUAUCACUGAUCCUCAGACACUGCCAGAAGGGAUAAAUAUCAGGUCUUCCUCCCUGACCCAUGGGUCCUACCUUCAGGUGUGUGUGUGUGUGUGUGUGUGUGUGUGUGUGUGUCCAGCGUCACUGGGGAGUCUCCGUGUCAUUAUGAUGGUUGCAGCACAUAUAAAGUCUAACCUGAUGGUGAAUGUUUUACCUUCCUCACCUGUCUGUAAGGUCAUCGUCAAUAGACAGAUCCUGUGCGGUUAUGAUGGGAGGUGCUGGCUGGGCAUUAGUAAACCUGCAGUUUACUAUUUCUCCACUAAAACACAGCAGUAGCUCGCAGUCACUAUUUAUCUAGCACAGUUGCACCGCGCGCCUUCCGUGGGCCCCUCAGUGUGCUGUGAGCAGACACAGCAGUGCCUUCAGAGGCGGAGGCGGGAGAUUUCUCCCUGGACAAUGGCGGCCACGAUUCAGGCCAUGGAGAGGAAGAUCGAAUCGCAGGCCGCCCGCUUGCUUUCCCUAGAAGGCCGGACGGGCAUGGCCGAGAAGAAGCUGGCCGACUGUGAGAAGACGGCCGUGGAGUUCGGGAACCAGCUGGAGGGCAAGUGGGCCGUGCUGGGGACCCUGCUGCAGGAGUACGGGCUGCUGCAGAGGCGGCUGGAGAACGUGGAGAACCUGCUGAGGAACAGGAACUUCUGGAUCCUGCGGCUGCCCCCCGGCAGCAAGGGCGAGGCCCCCAAGGAGUGGGGCAAGCUGGACGAGUGGCAGAAAGAGCUGUACAAGCACGUGAUGAGGGGCAACUAUGAGACGCUGGUCUCCCUGGACUAUGCCAUCUCCAAGCCCGAGGUCCUCUCCCAGAUCGAACAAGGGAAGGAGCCGUGCAGCUGGCGUCGCACUGGCCCCAAGGUUCCAGAUGUUCCCGUGGACCCGAGUCCAGGCUCAGGGCCCCCAGUUCCUGCCCCUGACCUCUUAAUGCAGAUCAAGCAAGAAGGUGAGCUCCAGCUCCAGGAGCAGCAGGCUCUGGGUGUGGAGGCAUGGGCAGCCGGACAGCCAGAUAUUGGGGAGGAGCCAUGGGGCCUCAGCCAGCUCGACUCCGGAACAGGAGACGUCUCUACCGAUGCUGCCUCUGGCGUCCACGCCAACUUCUCAACCACUAUCCCGCCCACCUCCUGGCAGGCCGACCUCCCUCCCCACCACCCCUCCUCCGCCUGCUCAGACGGGACGCUGAAACUCAGCACGGCUGCCUCCACAGAAGCAGAUGUAAAAAUUGUGAUAAAAACAGAAGUCCAGGAAGAAGAGGUGGUGGCCACACCAGUGCACCCUACUGACCUAGAAGCCCACGGGACACUGUUCGGACCAGGCCAGGCCACAAGGUUCUUCCCCAGUCCUGUCCAGGAAGGAGCCUGGGAGAGCCAGGGCAGCUCGUUCCCUAGCCAGGACCCUGUGCUGGGGCUGAGAGAGCCUACCCGGCCCGAGCGCGACCUGGGUGAUCCCAGCCCCGCAGUGACCCAGGAUGAGACCCCUCCAGGAGACUGGCUCUUCGGGGGUGUCCGGUGGGGCUGGAAUUUCAGGUGUAAGCCUCCCGCGGGCCUCAACCCGAGGAGCGGGCCCGAGGGGCUGCCCUUCUCCUCCUCCGACAACGGAGAGGCCGUGCUGGACCCUGGCCAGGCCCCGAGACCCUUCAACGACCCCUGUAAAUACCCCGGCCGGACCAAAGGCUUCGGCCACAAGCCAGGCCUGAAGAAGCACCCGGCGGCACCGCCAGGGGGGCGGCCGUUCACGUGCGCCGCGUGCGGGAAGAGCUUUCAGUUGCAGGUCAGCCUGAGUGCGCACCAGCGCAGCUGCGGGGGCCAGCCCGAUGGGGUGCCCGGGGCCGCGGGCGGCGCGCGGGACGGCAGCGGCCUGCGCUGCGGCGAGUGCGGCCGCUGCUUCACGCGGCCCGCGCACCUCAUCCGGCACCGCAUGCUGCACACGGGCGAGCGGCCCUUCCCCUGCACCGAGUGCGAGAAGCGCUUCACCGAGCGCUCCAAGCUCAUCGACCACUACCGCACGCACACGGGCGUGCGGCCCUUCGCCUGCGCCGUGUGCGGAAAGAGCUUCAUCCGCAAGGACCACCUCCGCAAGCACCAGCGCAACCACGCGGCCGGCGCCAAGCCGGCCCGCGGCCAGCCGCUGCCGCCGCUGCCACCCGCACCCCCCGACCCCUUCAAGAGCCCCGCCGCCAAAGGACCCUUGGCCCCCACGGACCUCGUGACCGACUGGACUUGUGGCCUGAGUGUCCUGGGGCCCACCGACGGUGGGGACCUCUGAGCCCCGCGCGGCCGCCCAACCCUCGGGCCCCUGCAGGCCCCUGUGUAAAGCAUCGUCUCUCCAGACGGCCGGGCGGCGUGCGCAAAGCCUCGAAGCCGGACAGAGCCUGGAGGGGAAACCAGAUUCCCAUUUGCCGAACUGUUCACUGGAGCAGGAGAAACUCCCAGAUGGCCCAGCUUCCACCUCUAAACAGUAGAAUUCUCUGGUUGUGAAACUGAGCAGCAUAGAAUCUUAAGUAAUUUAAUUACGAAACUUUUUUUUUUAAUUCUUGGAAGACAAAGCUGGAAAAUAGUAGUAGCACCAGUUUAAACUUUAACAGUGUACCUUUGGUUUCUGGAUUGCGUGUGUGUUGUGGGCUGUGUCCUUACGGAGUCUUGACAGAGCCGCCGGGAGCUUGGCUGGCCGGGGAUGUGGGCGAGGAGGCACUCGGACCUCCCUGGCCCCAGUGACCCCUGGGGGACGGGCCAGUCUCAGCGCGCACACAGCCCCAGGGGAGUGGAGACCCGGCUCUGCCUGGGGCCAGCAGGGUGCCGUGGACAUCCAGUCGCAGCUCGGGCGCAAGGACGACUGAGCCGGAGCGGCCCGGCAUCUCCCAGCACCUGUAAAGGCCCCCCGCACAAGUGCCGGCCCUGCCGCGGGCGCCUGCCACCCCAUGGCCCUGGGGCGCACGUGACUCGGGGCCUCGUGAUGGAGGGCUGUCUGAAGACACCGGUAGGGCUGCAGAGGUGGGGCAGGGGGUGCAGGGUGGAGGGUGGCGGGAGCAGAGCCGGCCACGGGGGCUGCCGUCCUCUGUUCCAGCCGGAUGCUUCCUUUUCUCCUCGUGUGGUGUCUUCUCCCUGUCCAAACGCUUCUGCUCCGAAUCUCAUUUGAUCGUUCCUGUGACCUAGUGAAGCACCCGGAGGAGCAUCCUUUCCUGUAAGAGAGGAGGCAGAAAGUUAACUCCGAGGGGGGACUCAGCUCAGCCUCACGCACCCUGCCUCCGUGUGCACAGUGAGUGCAGACAGCUAGCAAGAGCCUCGGGUCAGCCUCGGCGCACGGUCAUCCUGGACCGGCAGUCUGGGGGAGGACAGCUUUUCGCGCUGCCCUUUUGAAAGAUUUGCCCCCUGACUGCCCGAACCAGACGUGGUCAGGCCUCACACUUCAGCUGAGCCGCGGCCUCUGACCGGUGGUUGCUCUUCCUUCCCCUCCCACCCCAGGGGCCGGGGCAGGGCUUGCUUGCCCCCUGGCUGGCUGGCAUCUUGAAAGAAGGUAGAGUUAGAAAUGGGCUCAGGUUUCUUGAUCCCACCCCAACGCUGUCCCUGCCACACGAGUAUCCAUUCCCGUUUUGUUGAGGCAGACGCUGGUUCCUUGACCCCGCCAGGAUCUCCUUUCCCGCUGAGGAUGGGGAGACCACUGCUCCUGUUCAUUCAGCUCCCUUGUGUGUACUUUUAUUAGGCAAUAGACUAGUUAAGAAAAUUGUUUCUAUGUACUGUAUAUUUUGUACCUGUUUACACUUCUAAUAUUGAUAUAACUGAUAUUUUGAAAAAAAAAAAAAAUGAAGAGGAGACAUCCUGUUAAAAAUAAAACCUAACCAGCACCGAG